UUCAGAGCCAUCACAGACCUGGAGGGGACGGUCUGUGACCAAGGCUGCCGCACUCCCCUCCUGUGCAUCCGACUCCCUGGUCAAGUAUGAGACUUGUCCUCUCCACCGUGCUGUCCUUCGGGAUAGUGGCUCUGUGUUUGGCUGCACCUUCCAAGGCCACCGUCAGAUGGUGCACAAUAUCCUCACCGGAACAGAAGAAAUGCAAUGAGCUAAAGGAGCGCAUGCAACAGGAGAGCCCCGGCUUGGCUUGUGUGCAGAAAACGACCUACUUCGACUGCAUCACGGCCACUGCGAGAAAUGAAACAGAUGCCAUGAGCUUGGAUGGUGGUCACAUUUAUGAUGCAGGCCUGAGUCCCUACAAACUGAAGCCCAUUGCUGCUGAGGUCUAUGAAGGACAUAAAGGACCCACAACCUACUACUACGCUGUGGCUGUCGUGAAGAAAGGAACAGGCUUCACAAUAAACGACUUGAAAGGCAAGACUUCCUGCCACACAGGCUUGGGCAAGUCCGCCGGCUGGCUUAUUCCCAUCGGGACGCUUGUUCGCCGAGGAGACAUCCCAUGGGAUGGCAUAGACUCUGGCUCCAUCGAGCAAGAGGUGGCCAAAUUUUUCUCGGCCAGCUGCGUGCCUGGUGCCACCGAAAAAAACCUGUGCCGUCAGUGCAAGGGGGAUUCGAAAACCAAAUGUGGCCGCUCAUCACUUUAUUCGGGAUAUUCUGGAGCUUUUCUUUGCCUGAAAGACGGAAACGGAGAAGUAGCUUUUGUGAAACACACAACUGUUGAAGAAAACGCUGCAGGCGAAAAGGAUAAAUAUGAACUGCUGUGUUUGGAUGGCACCCGGCAGCCCGUGGACAACUAUAAAACCUGCCACUGGGCCAGGGUCCCUGGUCAUGCUGUCGUGGCUCGAGAUGAUGGCAAGGCUGAAGAAAUCUGGGCUUUUCUCUCAAAAGCACAGGAAAAAUUUGGCAUUGGCACAACCAGUGACUUUCACCUCUUUGGGACACGUGAUAAGACCGACCCCUACCACAAAGACUUGCUUUUUAAAGAUUCUGCAAUAUCGUUGAAGAAAAUCCCAGCGCUGAUGGAUACCCAGCUCUAUCUAGGCUAUGAGUACUACAGUGCCACUCAGAACCUCAGGAAAGAUCUGAUGUCUUCCAGCUCCAAGAAAAGCAAGAUUCAGUGGUGUGCAGUGGGUAAGGAUGAGAAGAUCAAGUGUGACCGCUGGAGUGUGGUGAGCAACGGAGAGGUGGAGUGUGCUGUGGGGGAAACCACAAAGGACUGCAUUGUUAAGAUCAUGAAAGGUGAAGCAGAUGCCAUCAGCGUCGACGGAGGUUUUGUCUACACAGGCGGAGAAUGUGGCUUGGUGCCAGUGAUGGGAGAAAACUAUGAAGAUGAUCAAUGCAGCAAAGCAGGAGAACCAGCUUCUUACUUCGCGGUGGCCGUUGUGAAGAAAUCCAACCCGGGAAUUACGUGGAACAACCUGAAGGGCAAGAAAUCGUGCCACACCGCCGUUGGGAGAACUGCAGGCUGGAACAUCCCCAUGGGCUUGAUUCACAACAAAACCGGGAACUGUAAUUUUGAGGAAUAUUUCAGCGAGAGCUGCGCGCCGGGGUCUCCUCCCGGCUCCCGGCUUUGCAGGCUCUGCAAGGGCUCCGGGGGGAUCCCGCCGGAGAAGUGUGUCGCCAGCAGCCACGAGAAAUACUAUGGCUACACUGGAGCUUUCCGGUGCCUCGUCGAGGAGGGGGAUGUGGCCUUUAUCAAGCAUUCGAUCGUCGAGGAAAACACUAAUGGCAAAAAUAAAGAGGAUUGGGCCAAAGAUCUGACAAUGGACCAAUUCGAGUUGCUGUGCCUGGAUGGGAGAAGGGCAAAUGUCAUGGAUUACAGAACCUGCCACCUGGCAAAAGUUCCUACCCAUGGUGUGAUCUCACGUCCUGAGAAAGCAAAUGAAAUACGUGAUCUGCUGAAGAGACAGGAGAAAUUAUUCGGAGAAAGGGGAAGCGACAAAGACCGAUUCAAGAUGUUUAAGUCUCAGACCAAGGAUCUUCUGUUCAAAGACUUGACCAAGUGCCUGGUUGACCUCCGUGAAGGAAUAACGUACAAGGAAUUCCUGGGAGACCAGUACUACGCGUCGGUCGCCAGCCUCAACACGUGCAACCCCUCAGAUCUCCUCCAGGUGUGCACCUUCCUCCAGGACUCGAAUGACAACUCCCACGGGGCUCCAUGGGGGAAUGCCCGCGGAACUACAACUCCCAUGGGGCUGUGCGCGGGCGGCCGGAGGGCGGUGCUGCUGCUGGGCCUCUGCGACGCGGGCAAGACGCUGCUCUUCGCCAGGCUGCUGGCGGGCAGGUACCGGGAUACGCAGACCUCCAUCACGGACAGCUCCGGCGCGUACCGCGUGAGCAGCGACAAGGGGGCAAACGUGACCUUGAUAGACCUCCCGGGCCACGAGAGUUUACGGCUUCAGUUCUUGGAGAGGUUCAAGGCUGCUGCCAGAGCACUCGUGUUCGUGGUGGACAGCGUGGCCUUCCAGCGGGAGGUGAAGGACGUGGCCGAGUUCCUCUACCAGGUGCUGGUCGAUAGCACCGUGCUCAAGAACGCGCCCGCGCUGCUCAUCGCGUGCAAUAAACAAGAUGUUACGAUGGCAAAAUCAGCCAAACUGAUCCAACAGCAGCUGGAGAAGGAGCUAAACACCUUACGAGUGACCCGCUCUGCAGCUCCCACCAGUUUGGAUGGCCCCGCUGCUGGGGGCCCCGCUCAGCUGGGCAAGAAGGGCAAAGAUUUUGACUUCUCCCAGCUGCCCAUGAAGGUGGAGUUUGUGGAGUGCAGCGCCCGGGGCAGCAAGGGAGAGGAUGGAGACGCCGACUUGGAGGCCCUGGAGAAGUGGCUGGCCAAGAUCGCCUGAGGGCAGGAAG
Molecule: messenger RNA, 2910 nt
Organism: Tinamus guttatus (white-throated tinamou)
Lineage: Eukaryota; Metazoa; Chordata; Aves; Tinamiformes; Tinamidae
Gene: TF
Product: transferrin
Biological process (GO): antibacterial humoral response; iron ion transport
Cellular component (GO): early endosome; recycling endosome; plasma membrane
Source: RefSeq, a predicted model, not a curated record